Molecule: messenger RNA, 621 nt
Organism: Paramacrobiotus metropolitanus
Lineage: Eukaryota; Metazoa; Tardigrada; Eutardigrada; Parachela; Macrobiotidae
Exons: 5
Coding region: 157-498 (113 amino acids)
Source: RefSeq, a predicted model, not a curated record
GGAAAAUCUGCUCCUUUGGACGCAUAAGAAUAGAAAGUUGACACUGCCGCUGGGACACCGGGACAUACUUAUGUCCAUCCGAACCUGACCUUCCCGCCAUCUGACGGACAGUGCAGGAGCUGAGCCGAAUAAUUCCGGUUGCAUCCGCAUACAUAUAUGCAGCCAGGCAACUGGAUGCGAUUAUUAUUGGAAAAUAUGGCUUUGUCCGGAUACAAAAGCGCUACGACAUCGGAAAAAUCGCAGCUAUUGGAAUACAUGUACCGUACAUGUGCAGCUGAACAUCCCAAAACGACAGAUAGCGCGCGUCAACCGCUACAAAACGCCGAUGCUUAUCACAAGCAGCAGGAGCAGAUGUUUAAAAUCGAUCAGCCGUUGCUGCUGCUGAUAUACGCCGGCUACUGUUGCGCACCCCGGCAAUACAUGGCCGUUUUUCCGCAUGGCUGUACAUUGCGUCAGAAACGGAAAACGACCUGCCGUGCUUCCCAUAACAAGCAUUAAGAAUCAGGGAAUGCCAUGCGCCUGAUCAUCAAACACGCACAUUUGGUCAAACAGUAUUUGUUAUGGCUUCAGUGAUUUCUGGGUAAACUUAUGCAUUUUAUCAGUUUUUAUGUAAGCAACACU